UCUAAUUAUAGUCUUUAAUUUAAGUAACAGGAACUAUAACGUUAAAAUGUCUUCCUACAAAUGGCUGGACUUAGAUAAACAGCAUUUAUCAGAGUCUGUGUUUAUGAAACUGAGUCACAUAGUGGGGUCCUCAGAGACGGUGAUCAUGAGGAGAGAGAUGGAAGAGUUCAUGGACAGGAUGACAGAUCAAUUAAUUAAUAAAAGAAAAGAAUAUAGGAUGAUGACUAGUGGCAGUCGCAGAGAAGGAUUCAAACUGAAGACAUCAGAUAUGGACGCAAUGUUUUGGCCACAUGAUCACUAUGUAGUCUGGGACUUGGACCAGGUUCAGAAUUAUGACCUAAAUAAUAAAACACUGAUUCUCUGUGAUUGUUCUGAUAGCCCACCAGGAUAUGCUUUACUUGAAUUACUGACACCAACGGAAAUAUCAAGUGUACAGGAUGCAUGUGUGAGAAUAAAUGACAGAUUCUAUAUAAUAAGUUCCAUACACAGACAAAUAACAUGUUCAGAUGCUAUUCCUAAUUCUAAGGAACAUGGUCCGUGUGGUAGUGGUGUUUACUGGGAAGUAGAGUUUGAUGCUGCCCAAUGUUUUGUCUGUGAUGUUUGGCCUCCUCCGGCAUCCAAAUGGACCAACAGAUGUCACUCAUGGCCUCCGUCUUUUAUUGUUAAUGACGUAGUUGGAAGUGGAUGCCACUUUGUAGCAAUAGGACACAAACUCGGAAAACACGCAGACAAUGAAUGGAGAAUUUCCUUCUCUUUAGCAGAACAAAAACUUGUCUAUUCGUUGAACCACUGCCAAUUCUUAACCUAUGGGCUGCUAAAACUGUUUUUAAAAGAGUCUAUUAAUGAAGGAUUAAGUGAAGGAGAUAAAUUACUGUGUUCAUAUCACAUGAAGACAGCAGUUUUCUGGGUGAUUCAACAAAACACAAUACCUCAAUGGCAUCCACAAAACCUUCUUCAGUGUUUCUGGAUCUGUUUUAAACUUAUCCUUAAAUGGGUGUAUGAGGGGGUUUGUCCAAACUUCUUUAUUCCAGAAAACAACAUGUUUCUGAGUAAUAUUCAUGGUGAAGCACAAAACAAAUUAUUCAUCAGGCUUCAUAAAUUGUACGAGAUGGGUUUAGCAUCACUGCUUCAUUGUCCAUCUAUCAGGUCCAGUGUAAUCACUGUCCUUCAAAAUCCCAGACAAUCUGUUGAUACAAAUAAACACAUUUUGAUCUCCAAGGUUUUGUUUGAAAUAGAUCUACUUAAUGAAUUGUAUUCAUUUGGCAUACCAACACCAGACCUACACACCUGUAUGAGGUUCCUCAAUGCUUUCGAGAAGUUGAUAAUUUUACCCCUGACUCAGUGCCAGGUUCUCCAAUUAAAGAGGUUUACAGCCACUGUACUCCAGAACACUGCUUUUAUAUUAUACCAGCUUCCAAUCCUUUUUGCUCCAUUUGAGGUAAAUACAAGCUCAGUUGUAAACAAGCAGGUGUAUAUAGCUAACAAAGCAUCCAGCUAUAUGCUGAAAUUAGCAGUCAAGUUUGGGUGUAUUUCUGAUAUGUUGUACAUUGCAAUGUUUUACUAUAAGACACUUAGAUAUAAAGAAGCCCUAUCAGUUCUAGAAAUGACAAAGGUGAAGUUAGCACAGCCAUAUGUAAUGUAUGUCCACGAUUUAUCUGAGAAUGCAGUACGGUACAUGCUUCAUCAGUCCUUGGGGGGACAGUCCUGGUCUACAAAUAUGAGACAUGCUGUGGCAUGGGAUAUUGGACUUGAUAAUCAUGUCUGUUACAUCAAUGAAUUAGUGCUAGAACAGCAGUCUGGGUUACAGUGUGGAUCCCCUGGAUUAAAAAUCCCAUCCUAUGUUUUCAUACACAUGUUAGAGAUCUUGUGUUACAGACAUAUAGACCCAGUGAGAGCACAAUCAUCUCUAAAUGAUCUACAGGACCUGGUCCACCAAGAUCAGGGGAGGUAUAUACAUGUAAAUCUCAAAGACAUUUCCUGGCAGAUUCUGGGGAUCUGUCAACAGAUGACAGGGAACCAUCAAGCUGCUCUGUACUCCUAUCAACAAUCUCUCAGACAAAAACCAUACCACAACAUCCAAACUGCUACAUUGAUGAGAAUUAUACAAGAAAUCAUGGCACUCAUGAACAGAAAUCAAUAAUAAUAAAUCAAGAUUGUUACCUGUCAGAAUUCAGCAAUUCAGAGAAAAAAAUCUGAGUCAUUCCCUAUCCCCCUUGGAAUUUUCCUUUUUUUUAAAAUUAUAUUUUACACCUAAGGAUAAUUCUGCAUAUCCCUGCGCAGUCUGCAGGAUAUGGGCCCUUAUCGCAGUGCAAUUAUCAUAGAACCUUUCAUUGCGAAAUAGCAACUUAUUUUGCUUGACAGAGUUAUCCAAUCAAAAUCCUUGAUUUUGUUGCGCGAUUUCUGUUAGCCUGGCAGUGCAUUGAAGAAAAAAACCCACCACCCACCCUUUUUCCUUUUUGGGGUUUUUGGUUUUAUAUUAUCUUGCAUUUUAGUCCAGAUUUGUAUUUUUCUAACUAACUUGUCAUAUGUUUCUUGAUUGGCGCAAUUGUUUGAACGUCCCCAAAGAUUUACUCAUUUAUGUUAUAUUUUAUGCAUAUUUACCUACAUGUACUCUGAUAUGUUCACUGCAUGUAAAUUUCUAGUCAGUCUCGGCGCAAUUGUUUGGACGCCUCAAAGGAUUUACUCAUUUAUGUUAUAUUUUAUGCAUAUUUACUUGUACUCUGAUAUGUUCACUGCAUGUAAAUUUCUAGUCAGUCUCAGGGGGAUCACACUUGUACCUUUCACAUAUGUAUAUGUAACCUGUAUUGUUUAAUAUUAGAUGAUCCCCUUUAAAGCGGCACUGUAACGCACAAAGGGGAAAAUUGACAAAUGUAGAAUUCUCGCAUGACCUCUAUAAAUUUUGUUCAAUUCCUAAAAAUAUUCAGUUUCAGAAAAUUACGUUUCAGAACCUAAAAAUGAUAUUUUAUGGGGAAAAAUAAAAGUAAAAUUAAUUUCUGUCUGCCCCAGAACGAAAAUAUUGCAAAAUACCCUGGUACUUCUUCCUCCCUAUUGUACGCGUGCGCAGAAAAGUGUUGAAUAAGUUUCCAUAGUUACAAUGGUCUUAGUUAAUUAAGAAUGAAUGUAAGAAGACCAAAAAACUUGAUUUAAUUUUUUUUAAAAAGUUUUUAGAACAUAUUUCUCACCUUUGCAUGCUCCAGUUGAAUGUUGUUUACAAGUUUGAGCUAAAAAUAAGAGUUGCGUGACCUUGACAUAACCGAAACAACGAAACGGUAGAUACAACCUUUACUUUUCCGGCACUUAUAUUGUGCAGUCGAUUCUUGCAGUUUAAUUGUCAUAUAUUUACUAAAUACUCAUAAUUUCAUAAGUCUUUCUCUGUAUGCUACAGAUAUCUUAAAAUUACGAUAUGAUUUUGACUCAC
Molecule: messenger RNA, 3418 nt
Organism: Saccostrea cuccullata (small rock oyster)
Lineage: Eukaryota; Metazoa; Mollusca; Bivalvia; Ostreida; Ostreidae
Exons: 2
Coding region: 47-2140 (697 amino acids)
Source: RefSeq, a predicted model, not a curated record